AAAGUCUCAUUCAGUCUCUUCCCUUUUUUGAAACCACUUUAAUUUCCUCUCUAUUUUCCCAUUCUUCUCACAUACAUAAAAAAAAACCCUGUAAAACUCCAUUGAUAGAGAAAAAGAGAAGAAGGCUGAGCUUAAUGGGACUUGAUGAUGCAUGUAAUACAUGCCUUGUUCUAGGGUUAGGCUUCUCAUCGACCCCGGAAAAUCCACCCAAGGCCGAAGAUCAAACCUCCAAGAAGCCACCAGCCAUGGCGGCUCCGGCGGCGAGUUUCGAACCGUUCCUUACGCUUGGUCUUUCCGGUGAGGGCUACAGGGUUACUGUCACCAAAAAGGUUGAUGUGAACAAAGGUGGUUAUCUUCAUCACCAUAAUCAUCCACACCGUGAAGAACUUCUCACCUCCGCCGCCACUGUCACCGCCGGUGAAUUGUAUCGUCAUGCUUCUCCUGAUCCCAGUGCUGCGUCAUCGUUUUCUAGUGGUAGGUUCAAGAGGGAGAGAGACCUUAGCAGCGAAGAAGUAGAUGUAGAGAAGAAUUCAUGUAGAGUUAGCGAUGAAGACGAAGAUGGCGUCAAUGCAAGAAAGAAACUUCGGCUCACGAAAGAACAAUCGGCUCUUCUCGAAGAAAGCUUUAAACAACACAGCACUCUGAACCCAAAUCAAAAGCAAGCUUUAGCAAGGCAAUUAAACCUGAAACCCAGACAAGUCGAAGUCUGGUUUCAAAACAGGAGAGCCAGAACGAAGCUCAAGCAGACCGAGGUGGAUUGUGAGUUCUUGAAAAGGUGCUGCGAGACGCUGACGAAUGAAAACAGGAGACUGCAAAAAGAGAUACAAGAGCUCAAAGCACUGAAAACGGCGGCGCAACCCUUUUAUGCGAACAUACCGGCGGCGACCCUCGCAAAGUGCCCGUCGUGUGAGAGAACUGACGGCGCUGGGAAUCCCAAGAACCCGUUUUCAAUGCCUUCAAAGCCUCAUUUCUAUAAUCACGUCACUGAUCCUUCAGCAGCAUGUUAAUUAAUUUAAGUUUGUUAGAGCGUAC
Molecule: messenger RNA, 1032 nt
Organism: Hibiscus syriacus
Lineage: Eukaryota; Viridiplantae; Streptophyta; Magnoliopsida; Malvales; Malvaceae
Product: homeobox-leucine zipper protein HAT22-like
Exons: 3
Coding region: 135-1007 (290 amino acids)
Biological process (GO): regulation of DNA-templated transcription
Molecular function (GO): DNA-binding transcription factor activity, RNA polymerase II-specific; sequence-specific DNA binding
Source: RefSeq, a predicted model, not a curated record